CUUCACCUUCACUCACCAACUUGGCACACCGCAGUCCCCCGUUCCAACGCAGCCGUCCCAAGCACUCGGUCGCGCUCGAGCUUCCCGCACACUUGACGCUGAUCAAGACUUUGUCGCGUAGGCACGCUCUCUGCAACCCUUGGACGUGCAUGCACACGACAGCGUGUCGCCACCCACUCACCGCCCAUCACCCUCCUCACACAUACCCACGAUGGAGCUCGCAGCACAAGCACCUCAGCAGGGUAUGGUCCUCUGCGCAGACUGCGGAGUUCCCAUCCUUCCUUCUUCUGCCAACCUCUGCCUAUCCUGUCUUCGCAACUCGGUCGACAUCACCGAAGGCAUUCCCAAGCAAGCCGCUAUCAACUUUUGCAGGAAUUGCGAGCGGUACUUGAACCCUCCUCAGACUUGGGUACCCGCAAAGCUGGAGAGCAGAGAAUUGCUGGCCAUCUGCUUGAAGAAGCUCAAAGGCUUGAACAAGGUCAGACUCAUUGAUGCUGGCUUCAUUUGGACAGAACCUCACUCCAAGAGGCUCAGAGUCAAGCUCACUGUGCAAAAAGAGGUGCUCACUUCGACCAUUCUGCAACAAGUGUUCGAGAUAGAAUUCGUGGUGCAGUACGGCCAGUGCCCAGACUGCACGCGCAUGGCUGCCAAGAACACCUGGAAGGCCAUGGUUCAAGUCCGUCAGAAGGUACCUCACAAGCGCACAUUUCUGUAUCUCGAGCAGCUCAUUCUCAAGCACAAUGCUCACAGAGACACUGUCAGCAUUCAAGAAAAGAAGGACGGCCUCGAUUUCUACUACUCUCAACGAGCACACGCAGUCAAGAUGUGCGAGUUCCUCGCCUCUGUGGUGCCGGUGCGAACGCAAGCGAGCAGCGCGGUAGUGAGCAUGGAUAUCCACACGUCGACGGUGAACAACAAAUUCAGCUACAGCGUUGAGAUUGCGCCCAUCUGCAAGGACGACUUGGUAUGCCUACCCAAGAGCUUGGCGAGGUCCAUGAGCCAGAUGCCUCAAUUGGUGUUGUGUCAGCGAAUCAGCAACACUCUCAAGUUCAUCGAUCCUGCAAGUCUUCAGGUGGCCGAUCUGGCUGCUGAAAAGUACUGGAGGGAGCCAGUAAGCAGCUUGUGUGCCAUUCCCGAGCUCGUCGAGUUUCUCGUGCUGGACAUUGAGCCCACGGGCGUCACGAACGGAAAGUGGGUGGCAGCUGAUGCGCAAGUCAGUCCGCUCAAUGCGACUUCCUUCGGACAAGCAGAUGCAGUGUAUCACACACGCACGCACCUGGGUGGGCUCUUGCAGCCGGGAGAUACAGCCAUGGGCUAUAAUCUCCGAUCGGCCAACUUCAACGAUGCGCUUUGGGAUACGCUGAACCAUGAUCAGACGCCGGACGUGGUGCUCGUGCGCAAGAGCUAUCCGGACAGCAAAAAGCGCAGACGAGGCAGAAACUGGAAGUUGCGCAGCAUAGCCAAAGAAGCUGGAGAUGACUCUGGCGAGGGAACUGGAAGAGGGGCUCUCGGUCGCAAGGGAGGCCUGGAUGGCAAGAAAGUGGAGAGGGACUACGAAAUGUUCUUGAGAGAGCUUGAAGAGGAUGAAGAGAUGAGGAGCGGCGUGAACCUCUAUAGAGAUCCGGAGGCUGAAGAGAGGGCCAAGAGGAGAAGAGAAGCAAAGGCGCUUCACAGAGCUCGCAAGCUCAACUCUAACGACGGCGAUGCUGAUGGCGGCAUGGAGGUGGAGGAUGCUGCGGAUGCUGCGGUCGAGGUUCGUGGUGCGGCUGCACUGGACGGAGCUAUGACGGACGACGAUGGCUUCACGACUGACGGGGAGAGCGAGUGGGGAGAUGAUGACGAUAUUCCCAAGAUCAGGGACGACGAGUUGUUGGCCGAGGAGCUCGAGGGUAUGCAACUGGACGAAUGAGGGUUGUUCCGAGAUGCUGCAGCGUCAUGCGACAUGUUCGUGCACCUGUGUAUCCGAUCGAGCCUUGAUACGUUUUGCCUGCCUUGUUUGCGCUCAAGUCUGGCCCCACUGUUCGUCACUCUUCCACGCACGCGAGUGUUUGGACGAGACGAGCUUGAUUAGACAUCACGCAAUGAUCGCUGCCAAAGUGAUAUGUAUUUUGCAGCUACAAACCUCGAUGCAGGAGUCCGAGACGAUGAGAGCGAGCACGCUCUCGAGCGGCCUCGACAUCAAAUUACACGAUUCGUGAAG
Messenger RNA from Ceraceosorus guamensis, 2200 nucleotides. Its product is annotated as putative NMD3-nonsense-mediated mRNA decay protein. Gene Ontology annotation, biological process: ribosomal large subunit export from nucleus. The coding region runs from base 212 to 1909 and encodes 565 amino acids. The record is from RefSeq and is a predicted model, not a curated record. The transcript has 4 exons. NCBI's taxonomy places the organism in Eukaryota, Fungi, Basidiomycota, Exobasidiomycetes, Ceraceosorales, Ceraceosoraceae. Gene Ontology annotation, cellular component: nucleus; cytoplasm. Gene Ontology annotation, molecular function: ribosomal large subunit binding.